AUGAGUCAGCGGGCGAGGCAGGCCGACGGCCGGCAGCAGGCGGCAGCCGCCCUGGCUGCUGCCGGCAGCGGCGGCGCCCCCGCGCCCGACGGACCGCCGCCCGCCCGCGCCGGCAGCUACCGCCCGCCCAACGCCUCGAUGCGGGCCAAGCAUCGCGUGGCUCCAGCGUACACGGCCGACAGGUUUGAGAAAGAGGUGCUGGGGGGGCGGCUGUGGCACGCGCCCUGCCAGGAAGCUUCCCACGACAUCAGCGAGCAGAUACCGCUCUCCUUCCCCUCCAUGGACGAUUAUGUGUGCACCUUUGAGCCGCUGGUGCUGGAGGAGGCGCGGGAGGGGCUGAAAGCUGACUGGGCAGAGAGCUGCGCGGCCGGGGGGCGCGGCUGGGCCGUGGAGGUGGCCAGCGUGGAGGAGACGGCAGACGGUUGGUGCAUGCUGCGGGUGCGGGCGCUGGCGGGGCACGGCGACAUGAAGCGGGCCUGCCAGCCCAACUCAGUGGCGGUUCUGACCGACGGCCGACCGCCGCCCCGCGGAGCCAUAGAGUGGGUGCAGGCGCAGGUGGCCGGCAGCGGCGGCCGCGGCGCCAAGCGGCAGCGGCUGGACGCGGUUGCGGCGGCGGCGGCGGCGGCCGCAGACGCGGAGGGGCCUGCUGCUUCAGUGGACAGCAGCGGCGGCAAUGGCGGGCAGGACGGCGACGAGGCCGCAGACAGCUCGGCGGCGGCGGCAGGCGCAGGGGCUGGGUGGGCGAGCAGCCGGGUGGGGACGCCGGGCCCGGGGGAGGCGCCGGCCGUGGCGGGGCGGGUGGUGGCGGGUAUGGUGCGGCGAGGCAAGGAAGACGAGCUGGUGAUGCAGAUCCACCCCGCCUGCGCCGCCCACGCCCACGACCGCGCCGCCUGCUGCUGGGCGGCGGUGGCGGCGCUGCAGCGGUCUGCUGCCGCGGCCGGCGGCGCCGCCAAGCGCUGGUGGUUGGUGCCGGCCAGGUCACUGAUCAGUAGCCAACGCGAGUUUGACGCGGUGCACCGCGUGCGCGCCAUCGAGCGCUCCCUGCUGCGCUUCCUGCUCCGCCCGCAGCUGCUGGCGCCCAUUGGAGAGUACUAUGACAACCCGGAGGUGCGGCGCAGCCUGUGGCCGGAGCAGGCGGCGCAGCCUGCCUUCAUCGACUACCUGCGGCAGCGGUACGACGAGACGCAGCUGGAGGCGAUAGAGAUGGCGGCCUGCCACCUGGGCGCCCCCGACUCGGCCGACGGCGGCGGCGGCCACCCGCUGCUGCCCUUUGUGCUGAUCCAGGGCCCGCCGGGCACCGGCAAGACCCACACCACUAAGGGCAUGCUCAACGUGUGGCACCUGGUGGCCUAUCAGCGGUACUGUGACGGCCUGAUCGCCGCCACCACCCCACCCGCCGCCGCCGCGCUCUCUGGGGGUGCGGCGGCGGCGGCGGCGGCCCGCCGGCAGCAGCUGGCAGACCUCAACGCCGCCGGUACCAACAUCCUGGAUGUUGUGUCCAGCAGCAUGCUGUCGCACCUGGGGCGGGCCGUGGCGCAGACCAAGCCCCGCAUCCUGGUGUGCACCCCCUCCAACGCCGCCUGCGACGAGCUGCUGACACGGGUGAUGACAGAGGGCUUUGCAGACGGCAGCGGCCGGGUGUACCGCCCCAACGUCGUGCGCGUGGGCAGCGAGCAGGGCGGCGUGAAUGCCGCGGUCAGGGACCGGCUGGUGGGCCUGAUGGUGGAUCGCUACCGCACCAUGAGCCAGGGAGACUGGCAGCGCAGGUUUGCCGACCUGCAGCAGCGCCACUCCCACGUCAGCCGGGAGCUGGAGGCCCUGGAGGUGUCUCUGGGGCGGGCGGCGCAGGCGGCGACGGCCGCCGCCGCCGCCGCAGCGCCCGCCGGCGAGCAGGCGGCGGCGCAGCAGCAGCACAUGGAGCUGGCAAAGAAGCUGGUGGACCGCGCCCAGGCAGCCGCCCGCUUCCAGCAGGAGCUGGAGCGCCUGCAGCUGGCGCGGGACCUGGUGUGGGGGCGGCAGGGCCAGGAGUGGCGGCUGCGGGAGGCGGAGCAGAGCAUCGAGGCCUCGUUCCUGUAUGAGGCAGAGAUGGUGUUCACCACGCUGAGCAGCACGCAGCGCAAAGUGUUCCAGCAGUCUGCCAGUAAGGCGCCGUUCCAUACUGUGCUGAUUGACGAGGCGGGGCAGUCGUCCGAGGUGGCGGCGCUGCAGCCGCUGGUGUUUGGGGCCAAGAGAGUGUUCCCCUCGGCCCACUUCUAUGGCGGGCGGCUGCGGGACGCCGAGUCCAUCAGGGACAUGCCGCCCGCCCCUUUCUACGCCCACCCGCUCAUGAAGCCAUACGUUUUUUUCGAUGUGGCCAAGGGCAAGGAGCUGCGGCGGGAGGGCGGCGGCAGCCUAAGCAAUCGGGCGGAGGCGCUGCUUGCGGCCUGCCUGUUUGCCGAGCUGCGGUCGUUCCUUAUUGAGCGGGCGCAGCAGCAGCCCGGCAGCAUAACGGGGCCCACAUCGGACUCACACCCAGCCGCCAUGCUGCCCCUCCCCGAGGUGUCUGCAGUGGGCGUGAUCACCCCCUACCGCGAGCAGCGCAAGCUGCUGCGCGAGAUGUUUGAGGAGGUGUGCGGCAAGGGGCCGGCCUCGGAGGUGUUCAUUGAGACGGUGGAUUCCUUCCAGGGCAAGCAGCUGGAUGUGGUCAUCCUGUCCUGCGUGCGCGCCUCGGUCGGCGGCGGCCUAGGCUUCGUCAACGACAUCCGGCGCAUGAAUGUGGCCAUCACGCGUGCGAAGCGCUCGCUGUGGGUGCUGGGGGCCAGCGCCACGCUGCGCGCCAACCGGGAGUGGGCGGCGCUGAUAGGGGACGCCGAGGAGCGCGGCCUGGUGAUUGCGGAUGCCGAAGCCCAGGACCUCUUCCCAGGCCUGUCUUACUGGCAGCGGCAGCAGGAGCAGCAGCAGCAGCAGGGGGAAGGAGGGGAGGGCAGGGCCGCGCAGCCACAGGGGCGGCGCGAGGGCUCGGCGCCGGCGCCGGCGCCGGCGGGUGCGAGUGCGGGUGCAGGGGCGGGGUUGGCCGGCCUGCCACCGCUUUCCCGGGUGCCGCCAAGUGGCAGAGCGUCUGCCGAGGUGCAGCCCCUGAUGUCCCCGGCAGCAGCGGCAGCCAUGCAGAGCUUGCAGCCGCAGCCCCAGCCGCCGCAGCCGCGCCCCAUGCUGAGCCUGCAACAGCAGCAGCAGCAGCAGCAGCAGCCCAUACCCAUGCAGCGCGCAGCCGAGCAGCAGCUGCGCCCGGCGGGGCCGACGGCGGCGCCGGGCGUGCGGCCCAUGCAGCGCCUGCAUGCCGGCCAGCAGCAGCAGCAGCAGCAGCAGCCCGGCGCGCAGGCGCGGCCUCCAGCUGCACCGUCGGCCUACCCCUCGCUGCCCACGCGGCGGCAACUGAGCUACUCCCUCAGUAGUGUCAGCAAGCUUAGGAAUAACGAUGCAGCGGUGGUGUGGUGCGCCUCCCUGGCUCAACCUCGGCUGCUGGCGGGCAGCCUGGGCUUCGCGGCGGGGGUGAUGCUAUACGUCUCCUUUGCCGAGAUCUUCAUGCGCAAGAGCGUGGCGGCGUUUGAGGCGGUGACCGCCGACGGCAAUACGGCCUACCGCUGGUCCACCCUGUGCUUCUUUGGCGGCAUGGUGCUGGUGUUCAUCCUGGACCGGAUUGUGCACCUGAUCGCCCACUGGGGCGUCAAGCGCUCGAUGCGCAAGGCGGCGGCGGCGGCCGGCGGCGCCGCCUCCGCCUCCACCACCAACCUGCUGACGCACGAAGACCAGCGCAACGCGCGGCCCCCCGCCAGCACCCCGCCCGCGGUGGCUGUCAUGCGCAAGGGGCGGCGCGCGGGUGCCGCCGGGGCCGCCGCCGCCGCCGCCGCGGCAGACCUCGAGGCCGGCGGCUCGGCAUCGGGCAGCCCGCGCAAGGGCGCCGGCGCCGGCCCCGGCGAGGGCGAGGACGCCCAGGGCGACGGCAGCGAGCGCGGCGGCUGCGAGCGCGGCGGCGGCAGGGACGUCGACGGCGACGACUGUUCCGUGAGCACCCACAUGGGCGACCUGUCUGCGCCCAUGCCCGGCCUCACGGAGCCCUGCGACGCCAUGACCUCCGCCGUCGUCGCCGCCAGCUGCCCAGACACGGUGGCGGCGACGGCCGACGGCCAGCGAGGCGGCGCCGGCGAGGGCGAGGUGGUGACGGGCGCGGGCACCUCCUCUCGCACGCCGCCGGCGGUGGUGGAGAUCAUGGAGGCGGACCACCACAGCUUCAUGCUGAAGAAGAUGGGCGUGCUGACGGCCCUGGCGCUCUUCAUCCACAACUUCCCCGGCAUGAUGGUCUACAUCUCCAUCAAGGAGCUCAUCCCCACCGCGCUGCGCUACGACCCAAAAGAUUCCCUGGCCACAUCCUGCGUGGUGGCCGGCAUGGUCGUCAUGGCGGCCUCCCUCCUGCUCUUCACCAUCUGAGCGAGGCCCCGGCAGCGAGGCCCCCCGGCUGUUGGCCCUUUUCCCCCUGAGGCGGCGGUCGCAGGGGGCGGCAGCGAGCCCCCUGCCCUGCGCCCUGUGUGGGCGGUUGGAGCUGGGGACGCCGCCUCGCUGCUGCUGCUCCUCGCCGCCCUCGGAGCCGGCCUC
Chlorella variabilis is the source of this 4629-nucleotide messenger RNA. Its product is annotated as expressed protein. NCBI's taxonomy places the organism in Eukaryota, Viridiplantae, Chlorophyta, Trebouxiophyceae, Chlorellales, Chlorellaceae. The coding region runs from base 1 to 4464 and encodes 1487 amino acids. The transcript has 34 exons. Gene Ontology annotation, molecular function: helicase activity. The record is from RefSeq and is a predicted model, not a curated record.